Molecule: messenger RNA, 4789 nt
Organism: Cercocebus atys (sooty mangabey)
Lineage: Eukaryota; Metazoa; Chordata; Mammalia; Primates; Cercopithecidae
Gene: TDRD9
Product: tudor domain containing 9
Exons: 36
Coding region: 63-4211 (1382 amino acids)
Cellular component (GO): intracellular anatomical structure
Molecular function (GO): ATP binding; RNA binding
Source: RefSeq, a predicted model, not a curated record
CGUGGCCUGUUCCCGCCCCGGAGACCCGGCAGUUGAGGGACGCCGACGCCUGGGCCUUGAGGAUGCUGCGCAAGCUCACCCUCGAGCAGAUCAACGACUGGUUCACCAUCGGCAAGACCGUGACCAAUGUGGAGCUGCUGGGCGCGCCGCCCGCCUUCCCGGCCGGGGCGGCCAGGGAGGAGGCUCAGCGCCAGGACGUGGCCCCCGGCGCCGGUCCCGCGGCCCAGGCUGCGGCCCUGGCCCAAGCUCCGGCCCAGCAGGCCGCUGCGUUCGAAAGGUCACUCAGCCAAAGGAGCUCAGAAGUAGAAUAUAUUAACAAAUACAGACAGCUUGAAGCACAAGAGCUUGAUGUGUGUGGCAGUGUCCAACCAACCAGUGGGCCAGGUCCAAGGCCAUCUUUGGCUAAAUUAAGCAAUGUGACGUGCAUCCCAGGGACAACUUAUAAAUAUCCUGAUUUGCCUAUAAGUCGAUAUAAGGAAGAGGUUGUGUCUUUGAUAGAAAGUAAUUCCGUGGUGAUUAUACAUGGGGCCACGGGAAGCGGUAAAAGCACUCAGCUCCCCCAGUAUAUCUUGGACCACUACGUUCAGCGCUCCGCCUACUGCAGCAUUGUGGUCACCCAGCCCCGGAAGAUAGGGGCAAGCAGCAUCGCCAGGUGGAUCAGUAAAGAGCGUGCCUGGACCCUGGGGGGUGUGGUGGGCUACCAGGUAGGGCUAGAGAAAAUAGCAACAGAGGACACGAGGCUAAUUUAUAUGACAACUGGAGUCCUGCUUCAGAAAGUAGUUAGUGCCAAGAGUUUGAUGGAAUUCACACAUAUCAUCAUUGAUGAAGUACACGAACGAACAGAAGAAAUGGAUUUCCUGCUGUUGGUAGUCCGCAAACUCUUAAGAACAAAUUCACGUUUUGUGAAGGUAGUCCUGAUGUCGGCUACCAUCAACUGUAAAGAGUUUGCAGACUACUUUGCCGUUCCUGUUCAAAACAAGAUGAAUCCUGCAUAUAUUUUUGAAGUGGAAGGCAAGCCCCAUUCAGUUGAAGAGUAUUAUCUUAAUGAUUUGGGGCACAUUCAUCAUAGCAAGCUCUCUCCUCAUCUCCUGGAGGAACCGGUGAUAACUAAGGAUAUAUAUGAAGUUGCUAUCUCUCUCAUUCAGAUGUUUGAUGACUUGGAUAUGAAGGAGAAUGGGAACAAGGCCUGGUCGGGUGCCCAGUUUGUGUUGGAGCGAAGCAGUGUGUUGGUGUUUUUGCCAGGUCUGGGUGAAAUAAACUAUAUGCAUGAACUUCUCACAAACCUGGUUCAUAAAAGGUUGCAGGUCUAUCCACUCCAUUCAAGUGUGGCUUUAGAAGAACAGAAUAAUGUAUUUUUAAGUCCAGUCCCUGGGUACAGAAAGAUUAUUCUGUCUACCAAUAUUGCAGAGAGUUCUGUCACAGUUCCAGAUGUCAAAUAUGUUAUAGAUUUUUGUUUGACUAGAACUUUGGUCUGUGAUGAAGAUACAAAUUAUCAGAGUCUGCGAUUGAGUUGGGCCUCUAAAACCAGCUGUAAUCAGAGAAAAGGCCGUGCUGGACGAGUGUCUAGAGGGUACUGUUACCGGCUGGUACACAAGGAUUUCUGGGACCACUCCAUCCCUGAUCAUGUUGUUCCUGAGAUGUUGCGUUGUCCAUUAGGAAGCACAAUCUUGAAAGCGAAAUUACUCAACAUGGGUGAGCCGAGAGCUCUGCUGGCCACUGCCCUUUCCCCGCCUGGUCUGAGUGACAUUGAGCGCACCAUCCUUCUACUAAAGGAGGUUGGAGCACUUGCAGUGAGUGGGCAGAGAGAAGAUGAAAACCCCCAUGACGGUGAAUUGACCUUCUUAGGAAGAGUUUUAGCCCAGCUUCCUGUAAAUCAGCAACUUGGUAAACUCAUAGUCCUUGGACAUGUAUUUGGAUGUCUAGAUGAAUGUCUUAUUAUAGCGGCAGCUCUUUCUUUGAAGAAUUUUUUUGCAAUGCCUUUCCGGCAGCAUCUCGAUGGAUAUAGGAACAAAGUGAAUUUCUCUGGCAGUAGCAAGAGUGACUGCAUUGCACUUGUUGAGGCAUUUAAAACAUGGAAGGCUUGCAGACAGAGAGGGGAGCUGCGGUACCCGAAGGAUGAACUUAAUUGGGGACGGUUAAAUUACAUUCAAAUCAAGAGAAUUAGAGAGGUGGCUGAAUUAUACGAAGAAUUGAAGACUAGAAUCUCACAGUUCAACAUGCAUGUUGAUUCUCGGCGACCUGUCAUGGACCAAGAGUAUAUAUAUAAGCAGCGAUUCAUCCUACAGGUUGUAUUGGCAGGUGCUUUCUAUCCAAAUUACUUUACUUUCGGACAGCCUGAUGAGGAGAUGGCGGUAAGGGAGCUGGCUGGCAAGGACCCCAAGACAACUGUAGUGUUGAAGCACAUUCCUCCCUAUGGAUUUCUUUACUAUAAACAACUACAGUCUCUCUUUAGACAGUGUGGUCAAGUCAAAUCUAUUGUAUUUGAUGGUGCAAAAGCCUUUGUGGAAUUCUCACGAAAUCCAACAGAGAGAUUUAAAACCCUUCCUGCCGUGUAUAUGGCAAUUAAGAUGUCUCAACUAAAAGUUUCACUUGAACUCAACGUUCAUUCUGCAGAGGAAAUUGAAGGGAAGGUGCAAGGCAUGAAUGUCUCAAAGCUCAGGAACACAAGGGUGAAUGUGGACUUCCAGAAGCAGACGGUAGAUCCUAUGCAAGUCUCAUUUAACACAUCAGACAGGUCCCAGACAGUUACAGAUCUCCUUCUAACUAUUGAUGUCACAGAGGUGGUUGAAGUGGGACACUUUUGGGGAUAUAGGAUUGAUGAAAAAAACUUAGAGAUUCUGAAAAAGCUUACUGCUGAAAUCAACCAACUGACGUUGAUGCCCUUACCCACUCACCCACAUCCAGACUUGGUCUGUCUGGCACCUUUUGCUGAUUUUGGUAAACAACGCUACUUUAGAGCUCAAGUCCUUUAUGUUUCUGGAAAUUCUGCUGAGGUAUUCUUUGUAGAUUAUGGCAAUAGGUCUCAUGUAGAUCUACAUCUUUUGAUGGAGAUUCCCUGUCAGUUUCUUGAACUUCCCUUCCAGGCUUUGGAAUUUAAGAUUUGCAAAAUGAGACCAUCGGCAAAGUCUCUUGUUUGUGGCGAGCACUGGAGCGACGGGGCCAGCCAGUGGUUCUCCUCUCUGGUGAGCGGCUGCACCCUCCUUGUGAAGGUCUUCUCUGUGGUGCACAGCGUCCUGCACGUGGACGUGUACCAGUACUCGGGGGUCCAGGAUGCCAUCAACAUAAGAGAUGUCCUCAUCCAGCAGGGCUAUGCUGAGCUCACGGAGGAGUCCUACGAGUCCAAGCAAAGCCAUGAAGUUCUCAAGGGCCUCUUUUCCAAGUCAGUAGAAAAUGUGACAGACGGCUGUGCGCCCUUUCCCAUGAAAGACGACGAGAAAUAUCUCAUCCGGAUUUUGUUAGAGAGCUUUUCUUCCAAUAAACUGGGUACUCCAAACUGUAAGGCAGUACUUCAUGGGCCUUUUAACCCUUAUGAACUAAAGUGCCAUAGUUUGACCAGAAUAUCCAAAUUCAGGUGUGUGUGGAUUGAGAAGGAGAGCAUCAACUCUGUCAUUAUCAGUGACGCCCCUGAAGACCUUCACCAGAGAAUGCUGGUUGCAGCUUCCCUGUCUAUCAAUGCAACUGGAUCUACGAUGCUGCUGAGAGAAACCUCUCUGAUGCCUCAUAUCCCUGGCCUCCCAGCUCUCCUCAGCAUGUUAUUUGCACCGGUGAUGGAGUUAAGGAUUGAUCAGAAUGGCAAGUACUAUACUGGAGUCCUUUGUGGUUUGGGGUGGAAUCCAACUACAGGGGCUUCCAUACUGCCCGAGCACGACAUGGAGCUUGCGUUUGACGUUCAGUUCAGCGUGGAGGACGUUGUCGAGGUUAAUAUUCUCAGGGCUGCUAUUAACAAGCUAGUCUGUGAUGGACCAAAUGGAUGCAAGUGUCUUGGGCCAGAGAGAGUUGCGCAGCUUCAGGAUAGUGCCCGUCAGAAGCUUUUAGGUUUGUUCUGUCAAUCAAAACCAAGAGAGAAGAUUGUUCCCAAGUGGCAUGAAAAGCCCUACGAGUGGAAUCAGGUUGAUCCAAAGCUGGUCAUGGAGCAGGCCGACCGUGAGAGCAGCAGAGGGAAGAACACCUUUCUCUACCAGCUCCACAAACUGGUUGUGCUCGGCACCUGAGCGUGUCCACAGGCUGCCUCCAGCACACCCCUCAGGAAGCUGCGGAGGGUGGAUUCCAGGCUCCCUCCGCAGACUGACUUUCCUCUGUGUCUGGACGUUACAGUCUGUGCCCACUGCAUCCUAAAGGCCUUUUCUUUCUUCUUUUCUCUUUGGGUGAUAGUCAGAGAGUGGUGUUUUUGUUCAGGUGGGAAGGAUUGGAAACUCUAGUCUUUUCUAGAAACAGAAAAUCACUGUAUUAAAUAUUUUGGAAAAAUUGUUCUGAAAGAAGACUGUUUGGAUAAAGAGCUAUAUUUUGCUUUAAAUUUAUGAAGGUAAAUAUAAGUAGUUAAUCUUAGAUGUAAUGUUCCAGAAUGUGCCUACAUAUUCUAUUCUGUUACAGUGAUUUCAACCAGUAGUCCAGGAAAAAACUUAAAAAACAAAAAAACCAUGUAGUAUAUUCUGAUUUGUUUUUUCCAUGAGGGAAAAUAUCUAAUUUUUGUAAGACUAAGUUGAGUUAUAGUUCUUGGUUCACAUUUUGGAAAUCAGAGAUUACAUGGCCAUAGCUUAUCUGUGUUAAAACAAUAAAAGCAUUAGAUGAA